AUGCCGUCCGGCAUGCCCAAAAUGACUCGCUGUGCGCCUGGUACUAAGAGUCACGGACCUGACGAAGUAUUGGACGUGGCGUACCUGCAAGGACUACUCGGCGAUGUAAGGACGGGAAUCCAAAAUGGGAAGGGGAGAAAGCGGGAGCUGUCGGAUCAAAAUGCAAAGCUUCAAAAAUACGUCAAAAAUCUCAGACGGGAGGAGGAAGAGCUGCUUGCAAAGAUCGACUACAUAAAAAAUGAGCUCUGUAAAGAAAAGUCACGAGCAGCGUGGCUAAAACAACAUUCAAAGAGGUCAAGCGAGUCCCGGUCGAUGGGGCAAAAUUCCAAUGGCUUCCAGCACUUCUUGCCGGACAACCACUGGAUUCACCACUCGUCUUACCCAAAAAAUCGAGUGUUUUCUCCAGCGCCAUAUAGUCAGGGAAACACGUACCAUUUUCAACAUCCACCAGUGCCACCACAUCCACCACCGUCAAACUACGUUCCCAAUCCCCACUAUCCUCAGUCAGGAAACCCACUGUACAAUGGCUUUCCUGGCCCUCAAUAUUACCCAGGAAGGAUGGGAGUGCCACAAUACGGCUAUUGA
Messenger RNA from Blumeria graminis f. sp. triticale, 585 nucleotides. Lineage: Eukaryota; Fungi; Ascomycota; Leotiomycetes; Helotiales; Erysiphaceae. The record is from the annotation of a GenBank genome assembly.